CGGAAACUGUUGUUGCUAGGAGACCGACGAGUGGCGUGCUAUCUGCCUAGAAGACGGACAGACCCGAGCGUCAGUGGUGCUGCUGAAGUUGAAACCAUGAGUGGGGGCAAUUUCGGAAUUGCUGGGCCUAUUCCCCCAGAUCCACCAAUUGUUUAUAAACGCCCAGCAUCAGCUCGUGGGAGACUUGAAGGCACCAAGUUGGAUUUCUUAUCUGGUCCGCUGGCCCCAGAUCCUACAUUGUACCCAGCAUGCUACAGUGCCCGUCCAGCAAAUCCUCCUCCAAGAAUACUCCCUAAUGCACGUGACAUCUUGGAAAGAGGCCAAAGGGGGACUGUUGGUAUCCUUCUACAACUUGAAGGAAUCUCCCUUAAUUCAGAUAUACAACCCAGAAAAAAUAUCAAGGAUCAUGGAAAGGAGAAUGUCCGAAGGUUAAGAGAGAUUCAGAAAAAAUGCAAAGAGAAAGAAUUGCAGAAAGAACAUUUGGGUCCCAAACCUGUUAAAGCCCUUUGGAAAUCCAACAAAUAUGAGAAUGUGGAGUCUAAAGUAAAACAAAAGCUUCAGGUAAAUGACAAAGUAACCACCCACAAUCAAGAAUCACUGAAUUUCCUAAAGGCUCAUUCUCAUUGUGGCUCAGGAAUACAACCUAAACGAUCGUUGACCCCAAGACCAAGAAGUCCAAAAUUUCAAUCUGAUAUAUCUGAGCAAGAUUUUAAGGUGCAAGGAACUGGCAUUGAUUUUGUUGCACAUAAUGCAAGAAAUGCAAACAAAGUCAAAAUAAGACGGUCCCGUUCACUGCAGGGUCUAAAUGAGGUUCUAGAGCACAAGCAAAACGAGCAGAAACAGUAUGACUCCAAUCAAAAGGGACAUGUUCCUCAAUACCUUAUUGAUUUGAAGGAGAAGUGGCUCAAAGAAAAAGAAGAACGUAAAAAGCGAACCCCUGAUCCAUCCUUACCACCAGGACACACCAUGAUGCCAGAAGCUGAAAGACUGGAAACUCUGAAUAAUAUAAAACAGACCCAAGACCAGCUGAUUAAAGAGUUACUGAGACUUCCAAUCAGGGCAGACACACUAAGCAUUCAAAAUCGACGCACAGAACUGGAGAAAAAACUCUCCGAGAUGGAAGAAGCUAUUAAAAUAUUUUCUCGUCCAAAGGUCUUUAUAAAAAUAGAUACUUGAGUUUUCUUUUUUUGGAAUCCCUUAUUAAUUAGUAUGUUUGCAUUAAAAUCUUCUAAACCAGGGACAAAAGCUACAAACUUACAUGGCAAUAUCUAGUAUUUUACAUUCUCUAAAUCUAUACGCAAAGAGAACUUACAUCGGACACAACAAUUAUGAAAACCUUCUUUCUUAUUUUUAUCAUUGCUCAUUCCAUGAUUUUUAAUAAACAGUUGUACCGUUUGUCUUUAACAAAAUAGUACAAUUAAAAGACAGUCUAAGCAACAUAAUCACUACAGCUGUUUUUCUGUCAAACUAUUUUGGAGAGGUUUUGCACAAAAAGGCACUUUUAAAACAAUCCUGGUGCUAACCCCCUCCAGCCAACUUUAUAAUGUGGAAGUCAUAUUGAAAGCGGCACUGUCAUAGGUUGUUGUCUUUUUUCCCCUUUCCUUAUGCCCCUUAUAUCUUAAUGAUUAUUACCCCCUUCUUGCCAUUAAAGGGAAACUCCACUGCCCAUAUAUAGAAUAAAUUAAAACCAAUGUUUAGUAGAAAUACCCCCUUCUUGCCCAGACAUUCUGUCUAACCACAGACUUCCCAAUGUAACUCAAAUAAGAAGUCUCUGCGAGGCACGUGCUCUAAGCAAUUGUCUGUCCCAUGAGUUUAGCUCCACUGAGCUAACCAAAGAAAGGAACAGGACUGUUGUGUGCUUGUAAGCAAGAGGGUGUAACAGAGUUAAUUAUAAGUGUACAUUUCUAUUGAAAUCAGCACUUUUUGGAAAAUGAAGAAAUAAUAGGACAACUCUUCACACAUUAAGCUUUUCAGCAAACUAAUGUGCUUUAGGGGUCUGGAGUGUCCCCUUAACUAUAUUUAUUAUCUUAUCUUUUGUACUGGAUUUCAAUGUAUAGGUGUUGUCAUUUUGUUCUCAUCUAUUUGUGAUGUCUGCUG
Pelobates fuscus (common spadefoot toad) is the source of this 2097-nucleotide messenger RNA. RefSeq names its product enkurin domain containing 1 (gene ENKD1). The coding region runs from base 97 to 1176 and encodes 359 amino acids. The transcript is spliced from 8 exons. The record is from RefSeq and is a predicted model, not a curated record. NCBI's taxonomy places the organism in Eukaryota, Metazoa, Chordata, Amphibia, Anura, Pelobatidae. Gene Ontology annotation, cellular component: cytoplasmic microtubule.